AUAACAUGAAUCUUCUGACCUCGUCUCUGUGUUCUUAUUCACUUUUGCUCGACUAAUAUUACCUAAUACCUACCACCACCUUUCCCGCGUACAGUUUUGACCCCGCCAAUUUCUUUCUUUGACCCCGCCAUCCAUACUCAACCACAAAAAAUAAAUCACCAGGAAUCCUCAUUCAACAUGGCAGACCACCCAAUUGAUACCCCUCCACGAGCUCCGUCUCCAGUCCAUCGCUUUGGUACUCUCGCUGUGCACGCUGGCUCUCCUCAUGACCCAGUUACAGGAGCUGUCAUUGAAUCCAUCUCACUCUCUACGACCUUCGCCCAAACAGCAGUCGGACAGCCAAUAGGCAAAUACGAAUACAGCCGUUCCUCCAACCCCAAUCGCGAUAACUUCGAGACAGCUGUAGCAGCACUUGAGAAUGCCAAGCAUGCAUUAGCAUUCUCGUCUGGAUCUGCGACCACUGCUGUCAUUUUGCAGAGUCUGGCGGCGGGCAGUCAUGUCAUUAGUGUCAGCGACGUCUAUGGAGGUACACACAGAUACUUCACCCAAGUUGCGAGCGCCCAUGGUGUGAAGGUUACGUUCACCCCUGAAAUUGAGGUCGACAUUAGACAGCAUAUCACCCCUGACACGAAGCUGGUUUGGAUCGAGACACCCUCGAACCCUACCCUGCGUUUGGUUGACAUCAGAGCUGUGGCCACACAAGCACAUCAACAUGGCAUUAAGGUUGUGGUCGACAAUACCUUCAUGAGCCCAUACGUCCAGAACCCAUUAGAUCAUGGAGCAGAUAUUGUGGUUCACUCGGUCACAAAGUACAUCAAUGGUCAUUCGGAUGUGGUUAUGGGUGUUGCAGCAUUCAAUUCAGAGGAGAUGCUCAAGAGAUUGAGUUUCUUGCAAAAUGCUAUUGGUGCUAUCCCCUCACCUUUCGACUGCUGGCUUGCUCACCGCGGAAUGAAGACUCUGCAUUUGAGAGCCAGAGAAGCUACCACGAACGCUACUUCUGUUGCCAAGGCUUUAGAAGGCUCUCCACAUGUCAUUGCGGUCAAUUAUCCAGGUCUGAAUUCGCAUCCUCAUCGAGCUAUUGCUAUCAAGCAACAUCGAAAUGGAAUGGGUGGUGGCAUGCUUUCUUUCCGCAUCCAAGGAGGCCACGCGGCUGCUGAACGAUUCUGCCAAGCCACUUCUCUAUUCACCCUGGCAGAGUCGCUAGGAGGAGUCGAGAGUUUGGUCGAAGUCCCAAGCAGCAUGACCCAUGCUGGUAUUCCUAAGGAUCAACGAGAAGCAGUGGGUGUCUACGAUGACUUAGUCCGAAUGAGCUGUGGUGUCGAAGAUGCAGAGGAUCUGAAGGCCGAUGUCUUGCAGGCAUUGGAGAAGGCUGUCGUUCUGCCCAAGAUCACAAAUGGUCUUAAUGGCUUCGCACACCGUGCUAAGUAAAGCGUGUGCUUCUGAGAUGCAUUUACUGGGGGUUUGGAGUCUAGCGCAUGGGACCUUUCAACAAUAUAGCGAGCAUAGUCCACUGGAUGACGAAAAAUUUCAGGUAAUGGGAAGAUUGGAUAGAUACCUUUUUUGAUCGUAGAUUUUCGGAUAGAGAAAUGGAAAAUGCGUUGACGUUUCUACAUUCUUGCUAG
Mollisia scopiformis is the source of this 1622-nucleotide messenger RNA. RefSeq lists its product as uncharacterized. The record is from RefSeq and is a predicted model, not a curated record. The transcript is spliced from 2 exons. Gene Ontology annotation, biological process: transsulfuration. The coding region runs from base 178 to 1428 and encodes 416 amino acids. Gene Ontology annotation, cellular component: cytoplasm. Gene Ontology annotation, molecular function: cystathionine gamma-lyase activity; pyridoxal phosphate binding. NCBI's taxonomy places the organism in Eukaryota, Fungi, Ascomycota, Leotiomycetes, Helotiales, Mollisiaceae.